Molecule: messenger RNA, 662 nt
Organism: Podarcis raffonei (Aeolian wall lizard)
Lineage: Eukaryota; Metazoa; Chordata; Lepidosauria; Squamata; Lacertidae
Product: C-type lectin-like
Exons: 5
Coding region: 1-486 (161 amino acids)
Molecular function (GO): signaling receptor activity
Source: RefSeq, a predicted model, not a curated record
AUGCCACGUCCUCUUUUCUACUCUUUGAAAUGUGGCGACUCUAUAUUCCCCACCCCUCGAACAGGCGCAUCAGAAAACUUGAGCUGCCCUGAAAACUGGUUGUACGUUCAGAAAAUCUGCUAUGGAGUCUUCGACGCACGAGUCUCGUGGGAAGAUGCAGAAAACAACUGCCAGAAAUAUGGCCCCAACGCCCAUCUCUCCUCCAUCCUCACCGAGACGGAGGCGGCUCUGAUCAGCCGCUACAUCCUGGACAAGCAUCCCGGUUCCGAAGGAAUCUGGAUCGGACUCCACGACCCAUUUCGGAGUGGAAAGUGGAGAUGGGCAGAUUCCUCCACAGUCUUUUUCUCACCUUGGAUUGAUUCCGCCCCACAACCUUCGUGGACCGAGUUAUGUGCCAUGCUGACAUAUGACAAAGAGUUCACAAAAUGGAAAGCUGCCCCCUGUUCGCUGAGGCUGAGGUAUAUGUGCAACUUGCCCCUGGAAUGAUGGCAGCCGUUCGUCUGGGUGCUCAACGAAUGAAGCCAAGAAACCAGCCGAGAGGGACCCCUGACCAACCAGCCCCUGGCAAGCCAGCCCCCUUCCCCUCUGCUCCCCACAGCCUAGCAGUGGUAAAGUUGUUGCGGUUGUGCUACCUAACCUCUUUACUCUGUAACUUUUGAGAA